UGUCCACCAAUGCGGUGCUGAAAUGGCAGGCGGGUCCUCCCUUGCCGGCUCCCCCUGCCAGCCGAAAGUAGUUGGAAGUCCAAGUCAAUUGAUGAUGAAGACGCACAAGGGCGGGAGCGGAGGCUGCAGCUGCGGCGGUGCCAGUGCCUGUGCUCUGCGGCGUCCUCACUGAGCCUGCCGAUGCCUUCUCCCGCUGGAGACAGCGGGACUCUCCGCUGGGUGAGGGGCUCAGGGGAACUCUGGGUCUGCCGGAGCCUGCGGGGUGGCGCUCGGAGUUGGGGGAGGCUGGCGCUGUUGCUUCUGCUAACUUCUUGCUUGGCUCUGGCUCUGGCUCCAGCUCCAGCAGCUGGCCAGCUCCGCUACUCGGUGCCUGAAGAACUGGAGCAUGGAGCCUUCGUGGCAAACAUCGCCGAAGAUCUGGGUCUGGACGUCUCCAAGCUGUCUGCCAGGCGGUUCCGCAUUGUGUCCCGGGCGGGCAGUAAGCAGCACCUGGAGGUGAACUUGGAGAACGGGAUCCUCUUCGUCAACGAAAAGAUCGACCGGGAAGAGGUGUGCGAGGCCAGCGGGCCAUGCCUCCUGCACCUGCAGUUGGUCAUCGAGAGCCCCUUGGAGCUAUACCGCAUCGAGGUGGAGGUGCUGGACAUCAACGACAAUGCGCCCAGUUUCCCCUGGCAAGAGUACGUGCUGGAGGUGACUGAGUCGGCGCUGCCGGGAGCCCGUUUUCCCUUGGAGAGCGCGCAGGACCCGGACGUGGGCGCCAACUCCCUGCGCACCUACAGGCUUAGCCCCAACGGCUUCUUCUCCCUGGAGGUGCAGACCCGCAGCGACGGCAGCAAGUUCGCCGAGCUGGUGCUGGAGAGGAGUCUGGAUCGGGAGCAGCAGCGCAGCCACCGGGUCUUGCUUACGGCUUUGGACGGCGGCCUCCCUGAGCGCUCCGGCACGGCGAGGGUCGUAGUCACAGUGCUGGACGCCAACGACAAUGUGCCGGUCUUUGACCAGUCCUCCUACAGCGUGAGUCUGCCGGAGGACGCGCCCAAGGGGACGCUGGUCCUCCGGCUCAACGCCACUGACUUGGAUGAGGGCACCAAUGGGGAGAUUGAGUAUUCCUUCAGCGGGCACGCUCCCCCACGGGUGCGGGAGCUCUUCAGUGUGGAGCCCCGCAGCGGGCAAGUGCGCCUGAAGGGCCAGCUGGAUUACGAGCGAGCCAGCCUCCACGAGCUGUACGUGCAGGCCAAGGACCGGGGUCCCUCCGCUGUCGCUGUCCACUGCCGAGUGCUGGUGCAUCUGCUGGACGUCAACGACAACGCGCCCGAGGUGACGCUCACCUCGGUCUCCACGCCGGUCCUGGAGGACGCGCCUCCGGGCACUGUCAUCGCUGUGAUCAGCGUGCUGGACAGGGACUCUGGCGACAACGGCAAGGUGAGCUGCGAGAUUCCACUCGACGUGCCCUUCCAGCUCCAGUCCUCCUUCCACAACUACUACACGCUGGUGACCACUGAGGCCCUGGACCGGGAGGCUGUGCCCGAGUAUAAUAUCAGCAUCAUGGCCCGGGAUCUGGGCUCGCCUGCGCUGGCCACCAGGAAAACCCUGACAGUCCAGGUGUCGGACAUCAACGACAACGCACCCCGCUUUCUGCAGCCCUCCUACAGCGUCUAUGUGAUGGAGAACAACGCUCCGGGGGCGUCCAUCUGCUCGGUCAGUGCCCUGGACCCGGACUGCAAGCAGAACGCCUAUCUGUCGUAUUCCAUCGCCGAGGGGCAGAUCCAGGGCAUGCCCGUGGCCACCUACGUCUCCAUCAACUCAGACAGCGGGCACAUGUACGCGCUGCGCUCCCUGGACUACGAGCAGAUCCGCAACUUCCAGAUCCAAGUGCUAGCUCAGGACGCCGGCUUCCCGCCGCUCAGCAGCAAUGUCACGGUCCACGUCUUCGUGCUGGACCAGAAUGACAACGCCCCCAUCAUUGUGGCCCCUGUGCCCCGCAAUGGCUCGGUGGCUGUGGAGGUGGUGCCCCGCUCGGCAGACCCGGGCUAUUUGGUGGGGAAGGUCUCCGCAGUGGACGCGGAUGCUGGGCAGAACUCGCGGCUGUCCUACCAGAUCGUUCAGGCCACGGACACCAGCCUCUUCAGCGUGGCCCUCUACACCGGCGAGAUCCGCACCAUCCGCGCUUUCCUGGAGAAAGAUGCCCCGAGGCACCGCCUUCUGGUCCAGGUGCGCGACAACGGGCAGCCGCCGCUCUCGGCCUCGGUGUCUCUGCUGCUCUCCGUGGUGGACAGCGUGCCCGAGGUCCUGUCGGAUUUCAGUGAAUUCCCGCUGGGGCCUGAGGCCGCCUCGUCCACGCUGACCCUCUACCUGAUCGUCUCCCUCGGCUCCGUGUCCUUCACUUUCUUGGUGGCCAUUGUCAUCCUCACGGCCAUCAAGUGCCACAAGGACCGGCUCACCCUGCAGGACUAUGGCUGCUCUCUCCCCACUUGCGGCGAGGGCGGCAACAGCUGCUGCUGCUGCUCCUGCGACCAGUCGGGACCCCCUUCGGACAUCUUCAAAAACUCCAACAACAUCAAGCCCCAAAUCUCGUCGGGCAACAAAGUGGCCACCAACUGUGGGGAUAGCGGGGCGGCUAUUGGUGGCCCCCCGGGCUAUUGUUACAAGGUCUGCCUCACUCCGGAGUCGGCCAAGAGCGACUUCAUGUUCCUGAAGCCCUACAGCCCAGUCCCUCCGAGGAACAACGAGAAAGCUCCCGAAAACUUGCCACCAGCUCCCGGGAAGACGCCCCGGGUGGCCAAUAAUUCUCUGCAACCCUCCAGCCAGAUGAAACAGCCCAAUACUGACCGACUGCCAUCUAAGCAAUCAACAUUGAAGAGCUCACAGAGCCUAGAGGAUGUAGGAGGAGUUCGGCGGGGAGUCCAGAAGGAACAUGAUAGGUUGCGCACUUUGGUCACUCCAGUCUCUGAGCUCCAGAAGGCACCUGGAGCCUCUAACAGCAUCUGGACCCCUCGAUACGCUCCCUUGUAUUCUCAGCAUAUCUCACCUCUGGAUUACCAACAUAAUGUGUAUAUUCCGGGGACCCCAACCAUGCCCGCCAGCAAGGAUGGACACCUUUUUCUGGAUCAGGAGACCAAGAAUAGCUUCUCCACUUUUGGGAAGAGGAAAAAAAUGACCACCUAUUGUGAUAUACAUGACAACAUGGUUAUUACCAAUAACCUGAAAUAGUGCUUGCUCUUGGCCAGCAGAGGCUGUGGAGGCUGCUCAGAUGCUUUCCAUGAUGCUGGUGAGGCUAGGAUGAGAUUUCUGGCCUUAGCCAACUGCACUUUUUGGCCUAGUACAAGUGGCUGAGUGGUCUUCUGAACAGGCUGCCAUCUUGAAAGCUUGGUGAACCGUAGAACACUGUGAUGUUAAGACACCAACUGCAGUUAUAAUCUGUACUGAAACUGUGGAUAAGCAAAGUGGACUGCACGGUGGUUGGCAGCUCGACCUGGAUUGAGAAAAUGAAAGGGAAACCCCAAGAACACAGAUGUAAUUCUUCCUGCUUUGACUGGCAGGGCUGGUGUGCUGCUCUGAGCAGAAGAUACCACAUGACUGGCAGUUUGAAACUGGUCACUCAGUGUUAAAUGAACAAUCUGUCUUAUGUUAUGGAACAAAAUAGGUCUCAUGGAGGUUGGCGGUAAGGUCUGGAACUUGUCAAAACUGCGGUGCCCUGCACACUUCAAUAAGCGUUGUAGCAACAGUUCCAGUCUGUAGAUGUUGUGGUUUCUUUUCUUGGUCUGUGUGAAUCUAUCACGUGCACCUCUGUGUGUUUCUCAUUUUGUUCGCACACCAAAAUGGCUGCAAUGUGGAAAAUCCUGGGAAGCCAAGAAAAUACUUAAGUUAGUUGAUGGAGAUGUGUGCUCCUUCAGUAAGGAAAUCUUAAUUCUUCAGAAACUGUGAAUAAUUUCUUACUGGGGAUGAGAUACUGCCCAGCAUGCAAAAACCAAUCAAUUCAUUUCCUAUUUCAUCUGAAGAUAAAAACAUUGCCUGAUGGCUUAUUUUUUGAUCACACUCAUUUGAAUGAAAAGCAAAACAUCCUAACACUUAGACAGGAAGCCUUUUUGAUUGACAUUAAUGUUGUGAUUCAAAACAGUCAGGUUCUAAAAGGACUUAUUUUGUUAAGCUUAGUGACUGAAAUUUGGGAAAGAGGUGGAGGAAGAGUCUUUAAUAAGAAUUUUCUCACCACCACCACUGCCCUCUUUCCUUCAACCUGGGACUUUGGUGGUGGAAUGAAAUAGAAACUGGACAGACAGGAGCCUUCUAGAUCUAGCCCACUGGAUGCAUAUAUAGGAGAGCACUUGCCAAAGAUGGGGCUGCAUUUUCUUGUGAGCUUAAUGUUCCGCUAUCAAGAACAACAGUGGACUUCAGGGCUUAGGAACAUAGGAAGCUGCCAUAUACUGAGUCAGACCAUUGGUCUAUCUAGCUCAGUAUUGUCUUCACAGACUGGCAGCAGCUUCUCCAAGGUUGCAGGCAGGAGUCUCUCUCAGCCCUAUCUUGGAGAUGCCAGGGAGGGAACUUGAAACCUUCUGCUCAUCCCAGAGCGGCUUCAUCCCCUGAGGGGAAUAUCUUAUAGUGCUCACACUUCUAGUCUCCCUUUCAUAUGCAACCAGGGCAGACCCUGCUUAGCUAAGGGGACAAGUCAUGCUUGCUCCCACAAGGCCAGCUCCCUCUCCAAGCACUCUGUGCUAGAAAAUUUAAAAUUCUGCACACAGACAAUCCAAAUUCUGCACUAAGAGAAAUGCAAUUUAUACAAAUGAUGCAACAUUUCAUUGUAUCUUUUGUUAUGAAUAAUUUAUUUUGCUGUGUUGACUAUUUUCCAUAAUAUAUUCUAGUUCUGCAAGGUAUGAAGAGGGGAUAGACUGCGCAGGCCACAGAAGCCCCGCCUCCCAGCCACUGAGAAUCUCAGCUCAGACCCCACCCCACCCCAGCUUCUGAGUUUAAACUGGCAUUUCUCAUAUGCUUUCAAGCAGAUCUUUACUGCCAUAAAGGUUGGAAACCUGUUCUUUUUUCAGUGGAAGCUGAGUAUCUCAGGAAACCAAAUUCUGCACCCAGUCAUAUAUCCUAUGCUUUCUCUGAACUUUUGUGGAAACCCAGAAUACAUGCAGCCCUGCUAAGAAGGGUAAGGCUGGCUUUUAAGGGGUAAAGCUGGCAAGGAGACCCAUGCAGCCCCUGAAGGGAUGAAGAAAAGACAUCAAAUAUCUUGUCUUCAUCAGGGGUGAAUAGACACCUUUGUUUUUCCCAUGAGGAUCUUGCAGUCUGCCAGGCUACGGAAGCAAGCUAUGCAAUCUUCCUGUCUGCCAGCAAACUGAAUGUGGGUGGAUCUCAGUACAGUUUCUGUGGGAAGUGCAACUGCAAUUAUGGAUCUCUGAAAGUGGCUAAAUAGGCCAAGCUUUCCCUGCUAUGCUUCCCCAAGCUUGGCUAAUUUUCAAGGCAAAAGGGAUCUUGAACACAAACACGUUGCCCUUAUUGCAUUGGCAAAACAACAGAAGAAGGGGGCAAGGCUUUCUUCAAAUGAAAGAUGGUUUUAAAGUGUCCAGAUCCUCUUAAUGGGGCAGAACUGACCUAUUGGAAGUCUUGCUGACAGUCCCAUACCACAAGCGCUUUACCAGUCCCCUUCCCCAUUACAACAGACAAUAGAAUUCUUGCUCUUUCUCCCUCAUUGCCUUGCUGCAUAUUCAUCUCCCUCCCCUUUACUUGUGGACACCUGCAGUUUGGGGCUUGUACUGCAUUGCAUUUUCUCCAUGGUGAAGGAUUUCAAGUCGGUAGGGGAGUUUCCAAGUACCAGAUGUCUGUCUGUUACUGUUAGUACCCUCUGUAGCAUCAGACUGGUACUGCCUCUACUUACUCUUUCGCACAGGGCAAAGGUGGCACAGGUGGCACAGACCAUCCCGCAGCCAGAAGAGCAGGGUGAGAUGCUGGAAAGAGAAAGAGGUGCAGCACUAACCUAAGUCUCUUGGGUGCUGGCAGCAGGAGAACACCAAGGUACUUUACACUUGCUUUUCACCAGUAUCGCAGCCUCAUUGUCUGACAGCUGGGUGCAGGAGGGGGAGCUGAUGAUAACUGAAAAGGUACCUGAAAUGGCCAUGGAGUGGCCAAGUACCCGCCCACUAGGCUCUGCAUACCAGUGAGUUUCCUAUGGGGAAAAUCAAAGGGACGUCCCAGGCUCCAACUUGUUCCAGGAUUGCUCUUGAUAUGGGAUCGAAGCAGGAAGAAUGGCUGCUAGAAUCUGAACCCAAGGCAGCCAUGGGUCCAACUCAAGGUGCUUGCAGUAGGCACUUCAAUCUGUGACUCAUCUUUCUCAAGGCUGGCCUCUGUGGGUAGCAGGUUCUUUCAUGGGCAAUUCAGUCUGACAGGCCUAUUUAAGAUAAUGCACAGGUGGGAAUAAUCUCUCUUAAAAGGUACCUUUUGGCCUGUAUGCAUGGAAACCAUGUUAACAAGUCUGCUGGCAUCACAGAAAGAAAAAAAAAUUGCUUGCAUUUUUGUUUGUGUUAUAGCUUAUUGCCUUUUGAACAAAACAUGCAGUGCAUGAAGAAUUCUUUUAAAAUACACAAACGUUUAUUUCACAAUGUUUUAUUUAUACCAAUAAAAGUGUUCUUUAAUAAACCAAAAUGGAAACCUG
This is a messenger RNA of Hemicordylus capensis (graceful crag lizard), 6640 nucleotides long. Its product is annotated as protocadherin-10-like. Gene Ontology annotation, cellular component: plasma membrane. NCBI's taxonomy places the organism in Eukaryota, Metazoa, Chordata, Lepidosauria, Squamata, Cordylidae. Gene Ontology annotation, biological process: homophilic cell-cell adhesion. The transcript has 4 exons. The record is from RefSeq and is a predicted model, not a curated record. Bases 181 to 3207 code for a protein of 1008 amino acids. Gene Ontology annotation, molecular function: calcium ion binding.